Messenger RNA from Brassicogethes aeneus, 2730 nucleotides. The record is from the annotation of a GenBank genome assembly. Lineage: Eukaryota; Metazoa; Arthropoda; Insecta; Coleoptera; Nitidulidae.
AUGACGGCAGAAUUAGAAAAUGGUCAAGAAAACAAGCACGAAUCUGUUCAGAGAGACAUUAUUUUUUGUAAAGACAUUUUGGCGUUUUUGGAUUUUAUUGUUCAGAAAAGAAACUUAACACAAAAAAAUGUUGAACUCUUAAAAAUUGGCCUCGAUGGAGGAGGUGGCUUUUUUAAAGUAUGUCUGAAUAUUCAGACAAAAGAAACUACUAACCGUGGGGACCUUAAAGACUCUGGAGUAAAAAAACUUUUUAUUUUGGCCAUUGUUAAAAACAUCAAAGAAAACUAUUUUAAUGUUUUAUAUAUUUGGAAACUGCUAAAAAUUGAUGAUCUAGGAAGUUACAGUAUUUCAACAGAUUUAAAAUUGGCAAAUAUUUUGAUGGGCCUGAUGUCUCACAGCUCCGCCUUUCCCUGUACAUGGUGUCAAUCCAAUGCACAAAACCUAAACAAUGAGGGAGAUUUGCGCACGUUCGAGAACAUCCGAAACCAAUAUUUGAGAUGGACGGCAAGUGGAAGCAUCCUGAAGAAAGCAAAGCAUUUUUUUAAUUGCAUUCAUGAACCUAUACCUCAAAAAUUAGGAGAACCUGUGAUCUUGGUGAUACCCCCACCUGAAUUGCACUUACUCUUGGGUGAAACAAGGAUAAAUCAGGAAAAUGAAGAUAAAAAAGAUGAUAUUAGAGAAGAGAAUAUUUCACGAAAAGUUAUUACUGGAGACAGCGAGGGAGGCAGUAAUCCGGAUCAGGCUUCAACUUCAAAAUUCAACUCUGAUGUCGCAAAUGUUGAAGUAACUAAAUUAAAUUUAAAUGCUCAAGAAACGACCAUCGUCGAAUGUAAUGAGUUAAAUCCAUUUAAUACAGAUAGGGCGCUGUUUCAAGAUGUGUUGACUGAUGAAAUGAAGCGCAAAAUUAUAAUUUCAGGCCCAAAUAGACCUAUGGGACCUUCAGUUAGGAAUAUACAUACAAACAAGUCAUUUAGUGUUGAAUAUUACUACACAACCACUAAAACUGGACAGAAAAUUGAUAGAUUUUGUUUACCUUUUCGGGGACAUCACGAGAAUAUUUAUGAAAUAGGGCCUCAAUCUGGUAACUUUUUGAAUAUUAUCGAUUUGCUGUCGCGAUAUGAUCCUUUGUUAAAGUCGCAUAUAACAAAUAAAAAUAAUCGAAAUAAAUACUUACACCAUGAUACGCAAAAUGAAAUCAUAACAUUAAUGUCAAAAUCGGUGGUAAAAGAAAUAGUUAGUGAAAUUUCUAAAGCCCCCUUUUUCUCCCUAAUCGUCGAUACAACCCAAGAUAUCUCAAAGAAGGAUCAAUUAAGUAUAAUUAUUAGUCACGUUAAAGUUGACCUAGAUCAUGAUAAAUCUAUUGCAGGCAAAAUCGAAAUAAAAGAAUCAUUCCUUAGGUUUAUAGAAAUAGGCAAAAAUUUUGAAUGCGUUAUUUUAAGUACAUUAAAAGAACUGAAAAUUGAUAUAGGAAAAUGCCGAGGUCAAGGAUAUGACGGGGCUUCUAAGAUGAGCGGGAAAUAUUCUGGACUUCAGGCAAGAAUUAAAGAAAAAGUACCAACUGCUGAUUUUAUUCACUGCUCCGCACACAAUUUAAACCUGGUGUUGAAUGGUUCAGUGCAAAAUGUUAGCGAAAUUAGAAAUUUCUACGGAUUAUUAGAGAAUAUGUAUUUGAUUUUUAGUAAAAGUUUACCUCGCUGGCAAGAACUCAACAAAUCCAAAGAAGAAAACGCAAUGAUUAAAAAAACAUUAAAAAGAUUAUGCCCUACAAGAUGGUCGUCUUGUUUAGAUUGUCUGAGUGCUAUAAAAUAUAACUAUAAAUGCGUGAUGCAAUGUUUAUCAACUUUUAUUUUAAUUUGCAAAAAAACAUCCGACAGAAUAGAAGCAAACUCCUUGCAAAAAAGUAUGAGUAGUUAUGAUUUUAUUUUGCUUCUUGUAUACCAAAGCAAAAUUUUGGAAAAUAUUAGUUUAGUGUCCAAGCUGCUACAAAGUUCUACCGUUGAUCUGGGACGAGCAUGCGAAUUAUUGAGCUCCACAAUAGAUAAUUUUAAUACUAUUAGAGACGAUUUCGAAAUAUUGCAUGCGGAAGCAACGAAUUUGGCGACAUCGUGGAACAUUCAGCCAAAAUUGAAAUCUAAGCGCCAAAGAAUGGACAAGACAUUCUUUGAUGAACUUGCAACUGACACUGGAAUAGAAGAUUCUCUAAGAAGAUUUCAAAUUAAAGUCUUCUACGAAUCUCUUGAUAUAAUAAUUAAUCAACUCAGAACACGAUUUAUCAGUAUGAACAAAAUCCUAAUCAAUCUAUUGAAGCCCUUUGAAGAGAUCACAAAAAUCGUCAGUCACUCAAACUGUUGCAUAUCGGAAGUUAUCCCACUCGUUUCAACACUUGAAGCUUAUUUGAACAGUGAAGGAAGCAAUUUCGCUGGCUUCGGAACAAUGAAGGACGAAUUAAAAAAUAAUUUGAAGCUUCGUUUCAAAGAUGCAACUUUAAAAAAUUAUCUGUUGUUUGCCACGUUCCUGGACCCGCGCUUUAAAGGAAAUUUUUUUACACCUAACAAAUGCAAAAUUGUUAUUGCGGACCUUAAAAGAGAAUACGAAAUUAUCCAAAAUCACGACGUCGAAGUGGUUGGGAGUGACAAAAUUGACAGUAGUAAUGAAAAUGUAUCAUUGGCAACUUUGAUUUUGUCAACUGCUAGUGCAACACCACCACCAUCUAAAAAAAAAAAAAAUUAA